Molecule: messenger RNA, 501 nt
Organism: Coccomyxa subellipsoidea C-169
Lineage: Eukaryota; Viridiplantae; Chlorophyta; Trebouxiophyceae; Coccomyxaceae
Product: single-stranded RNA 5
Exons: 4
Biological process (GO): nuclear-transcribed mRNA catabolic process
Cellular component (GO): nucleus
Molecular function (GO): RNA binding; 5'-3' RNA exonuclease activity
Source: RefSeq, a predicted model, not a curated record
AUGGGAGUUCCUGGACUUUUUGGAUGGCUCAGGAAGAAGUACCCCCUCAUCGUGAGACCUGCUUCUGCUGGAGCUGAGGAAAUCCAGGGCGAUGGGGACAGCUUUUGCGACAACUUAUACAUAGAUAUGAAUCACGUGAUCCAUGCCUGCACACACCCGAGCUGGCGGUGCACCCCCUACCUGAGCGAGGAGGAGAUGUUCCUCGACAUGCAAAUAUACCUCGACCACCUCUUCAAUACUGCCAGGCCAAGGCGGCUGUUCAUGGUGGCAAUGGAUGGAGUUGCGCCUCAGGCGAAGAUGAACCAGCAGCGCACGCGCCGCUUCUUCAGCGCCUACCGAGAGGAGCUCUCCAAGGAGCUGGAAAUUGAGGCGCGUAUUCCGGAGCUGCCGAGUUUUGACGGCAACGUGAUAACGCCCAGCACGGCGUUCAUGGCGCGGCUGGCCGGCAUGCUGCGCGCGUUCUUCGCGGCCAAACUUGGCGCAGACCCCUGCUGGGCACGC